Molecule: messenger RNA, 516 nt
Organism: Aegilops tauschii subsp. strangulata
Lineage: Eukaryota; Viridiplantae; Streptophyta; Magnoliopsida; Poales; Poaceae
Source: RefSeq, a predicted model, not a curated record
AUGGCGCCCUUGGCGGCCGCCGAUGAUGGAGUCAAGCAAGGAAGGGGUCGCGUCCAGAGGAGAGGAAGGAGGCCGGGAGGCGGCGGGUCCGGGCGAGGGGAACCCGUUCCCGGCGUUGGAGGCCUUGAGCAGAGGUCUGGUGGUCGAUGUCGUGCACGAGGCGAGGUCGAGGACGGUCGCGGGUUGAGGGUGCUGCAGGCGGGAGCGGCUGGAGAAGGUGGUGGAGUCACACGGCUCGAUGGAAGCAGGGGCGGUGGAGCUUGCGCAUCGGGCGGCGUCACUGGACGAGGAGGAGGCUGCGGCCUCGCGAUUUUCGGCGGCGGGGCACCGGGCAGCAUGCAGGACCACGGCGAGGACGCGAGGGAGAGGGGCGGCGCAAGGCGGCGGUGCUCGUUGGUGCUGGUCGCCGGAGCAAGCGGCGGCGAGGAGGUGGUCGGGUGUGGGGGUCUCACGGUGGAGGCGGUGAGAGGAUCGGGCGCAGGGAGCUCCUCUCCCUGGCUCGAUGCGAGCGUGUGA